Molecule: messenger RNA, 3605 nt
Organism: Balaenoptera acutorostrata (minke whale)
Lineage: Eukaryota; Metazoa; Chordata; Mammalia; Artiodactyla; Balaenopteridae
Gene: INA
Product: internexin neuronal intermediate filament protein alpha
Exons: 3
Coding region: 60-1559 (499 amino acids)
Biological process (GO): intermediate filament organization
Cellular component (GO): cytoplasm; intermediate filament; postsynaptic intermediate filament cytoskeleton
Molecular function (GO): structural constituent of postsynaptic intermediate filament cytoskeleton
Source: RefSeq, a predicted model, not a curated record
CCUCUCUUCUGUUCGUCAGCUCCAGCCGCAGCCGCUCUCCCGGUCCCGGUCCCGGCACCAUGAGCUUCGGCUCGGAGCACUACCUGGGCGCCGCCUCCUCCUACCGCAAGGUGUUCGGAGACGGCUCGCGCCUGUCCUCGCGCCUCUCCGGGGCCGGCGGCGCGGGUAGCUUCCGCUCGCAGUCGCUGUCCCGCUGCAAUGUGGCCUCCUCGGCUGCCUGCUCCUCGGCUUCGUCGCUCGGCCUGGGCCUGGCCUACCGCCGGUCUCCGGCGUCCGACGGGCUGGACCUGAGUCAGGCGGCGGCGCGCACCAACGAGUACAAGAUCAUCCGCACUAACGAGAAGGAGCAGCUUCAGGGCCUCAACGACCGCUUUGCCAUGUUCAUCGAGAAGGUGCACCAGCUGGAGACGCAGAAUCGCGCGCUCGAGGCCGAGCUGGCCGCGCUGCGGCAGCGCCACGCCGAGCCGUCGCGCCUCGGCGAGCUCUUCCAGCGCGAGCUGCGCGAGCUGCGCGCGCAGCUGGAGGAGGCGAGCUCGGCGCGCUCGCAGGCCCUGCUGGAGCGCGACGGGCUGGCGGAGGAGGUGCAGCGGCUACGGGCGCGCUGCGAGGAGGAGAGCCGGGGCCGCGAAGGGGCCGAGCGCGCCCUGAAGGCGCAGCAGCGCGACGUGGACGGCGCCACGCUGGCCCGCCUGGAUCUGGAGAAGAAGGUGGAGUCGCUGCUGGACGAGCUGGCCUUCGUGCGCCAGGUGCACGACGAGGAGGUGGCCGAGCUACUGGCCACGCUGCAGGCGUCGUCGCAGGCCGCGGCCGAGGUGGACGUGGCUGUGGCUAAACCAGACCUGAGUUCGGCGCUGAGGGAAAUCCGCGCCCAGUAUGAGUCCCUGGCCGCCAAGAACCUUCAGUCAGCUGAGGAGUGGUACAAGUCCAAGUUUGCCAACUUGAACGAGCAGGCGGCGCGCAGCACCGAGGCCAUCCGGGCCAGCCGCGAGGAGAUUCACGAGUACCGGCGCCAGCUGCAGGCACGCACCAUCGAGAUCGAGGGGCUGCGCGGGGCCAACGAGUCCUUGGAGAGGCAGAUCCUGGAGCUGGAGGAGCGGCACAGUGCCGAGGUGGCCAGCUACCAGGAUAAUAUUGGGCAGCUGGAGAAUGAUCUGAGGAACACCAAGAGUGAGAUGGCCCGCCACCUUCGGGAAUACCAGGACUUGCUCAAUGUCAAAAUGGCUCUUGACAUUGAGAUAGCAGCUUACAGGAAACUGCUGGAAGGCGAAGAGACACGUUUUAGCACCAGUGGAUUAAGCAUUUCAGGCCUGAAUCCACUUCCCAAUCCAAGUUAUCUGCUCCCUCCUAGAAUCCUCAGUUCUACCACCUCCAAAGUCUCAUCCACUGGGCUGUCUCUUAAGAAAGAGGAGGAGGAAGAGGAGGCUUCUAAGGUAGCCGUGAAGAAAACCUCCCAGUUAGGGGAAAGUUUUGAAGAAAUAUUGGAGGAGACAGUGAUAUCUGCUAAGAAAACCGAGAAAUCAAAUAUAGAAGAAAACACCAUUUCAAGCCAAAAAAUAUAAUUCUGUUGCUUAAAAAAAGUUAAUGCUUAAGAGGGGAUAAUAUGCAUUUGACUUGUUAAACAGCCUAUUCCUGAUCCAAAACACCUGUCGCCACUAUACAAUGUCUUCAAGGCUUCAGUCUCAUAUUUAGCAUUGAAUACUUACUUUCUCUAAUAAGAAAACCACACCUUAGAUUGGAGCAAACAGCAGUCCUAGAGCAAUCACAGAGGAGUUAUCUAAGAAUGCAGCUUUCUCACCUAAACCUUAGGCUUCACAGCAAUAGAUGAUUCAGGUACAGAGGAAGUACAAACUAAGGUACUAAGUCUGUGAUCAUCAUCAUUUUGCUGUGAAUUGAAAUUAAAAUCUAUAUUCACUCACCAUACCCAGCCAUUACCCAGCUAUUUAAUCUCACUCUAGAUACCUAAAACAUAAGGUCACUGCCAAAGAUAAACCCACGGUCCACACCUGACACCACUCUGAUAGAACUGUUUCACAAAUGAUAGGUGUUUGUUUAAUGGACUCUUUCCCUCCCAUCCCCCCUCAAUUCCAUAUAUCCUUUUCUUCCAUUCAGAAAAAAGAAGGCUAGUGUAGUAUUUAUCCCUUUGAAAUACAUUUCGGUUCUUCUCAAAAGAACUUACCCCCUUUAGCUCUCUCUGCUCAAUAGGUAGAAAUAGAUGCAUGCUGACCAUUUCUGUGAUUUGUGUAGUGACUUCUUCCUGUCCAUUUCAUGUCCUUCUAUUGCUAUAGUUUAAAAGAAAUGGCAGUGAUAAGUUUUAUGGGUUGCCCCCAACAAAUAAAAUAUUGAAAAAAGUCUCUAGAUUUUAGGCUUUUAGCUUAUUCAAAUCCAUUUAAUUAGGAAAAAGGAACACUUUAUUGAGUGUAGCUUUUCACCUUAACUUUAGAAGCACAGUCAUAGUUAAUCCCAAACUGUGAUUAAGCUGACCUUAGAUUUAGUAGUAUAAGCUAGAAGAGGUGAGUAUUUGUAUGAAGGGGAAAAGCCAAGGUCUCAUUUAUCCGUGGCAGUUCAUUUGUGGUGAUAGAGAAUUUAGCUGUUUCAUGCCUUUACCCUUAGACAGAAUCCACAUAUUCCCCUUCCCACUAGUCUAGGUCCUAAGGAGGCCUUGUUUUCACUCUUAUGCCUUUUAAGAGUGCUAAGUAUAGAUUAUGUUAUCACCAGGACACAAUGCUCCUGCCCAAAAGUAAAAGAAGUCACUUCUGGUCAAUCAACACCACCAGCAAAUAUAAAAAAGAAAUAUUUCUCUUUUCUGAAAGAAUCUUGCCCAAACAGUUUUCCCACUGCUGCAUGGUUAGUGGGGUCUCCCUUCCCUGCUGGAGACGAAGAGAUACUCAGGCCAGAGAAAGGGCACACAUGCUCCUACUCACAUGCUAGGAAGUAGAUUCUGGGGAGGCCAGUUUUCAUCUGCCCAGCUGUGUAGCAGCUGCAUUGCCCAGUCUUCCAUGUGUGCCAAGUUUGAUGCAGAAUUAAUUCUUUGUUGGAGUCACUUCCACCAGAUCUAAAGAGUUGCUAUAUCUCUGUCACACAUCUCCAUUAGGAACUCUGUGGUGAAAAGGACAUGAUGCUUUUACUGAACUUUCUUAUCCUAGCACAUGCUUCAGUCGUUCAAGGAACUUGAAAGAAUACUUUUCUCUUCUUCCUUUCCCUUACUCCACCCCAUCUUUACUCCCCACACUUACUGUAAAAUGUUAGUAAAAUGAGAAUUAAAAGUCACAUGAAUCCCACCAACAUGACUUGUGUUUCGUGGUUUCUGCUGCUUUAACUGAGAGAAGCACUGUUCUGGUUCAAUGAGACAGGUGUACCCCCAAGUCAUUCAGAAAUCAUAUGUUGUCUGUUUCCUGCAUCCACGUUUAGUUUCGAUUAAUGUUCUUUUGUUUGUUUUUUGUUUUCUCCCUGCCAAGGCCUUGAGGCAGUCUGCAGACUGUCUGGUCUGAAACACAUAAUGCACUAAGUGGACAGUUCAUGGCAGGAAGUGGGGAAAUCAAUCAAAUGAUGAAAGACAGUGUAUUCCGUACCUGGAUAAUAAUUUUUUUUGAAUUUUAUAUUUUUCU